GUGUGCUCAGCGGUUCACCAAAAUCGAUGAUUUGUUGGAGGUUCUUCACGUGUGCCGAAAACUUGAUUCCUGGGAGUUGGCGCUGAAAUUUUGGAGCAGGUUUCAGCGUGAGUUGCCUCAUGCAUCCACAACGAAUGUUUGCAUCGCGGCAUGUGGCGAAAAUGAAGCUUGGAGCUAUUCUGUGCUGGUCUUCGAUGGUAUGAUGUCAACCGGCGUGCAGCCGGACAUUAGUUCGCACAACGCAAUCGCGAAUGUUUGCAGCAGGAUAGUGGAGGUGGGGUGGCAGCGUGCCCUCCACAUCCUGAAGGAGGGCCAGUCUAACCUCUUGGACUUGGACUGUGUCAGCUUGAACACCUUGGCAGGUAUGCUGGACUGGAGUUCUUCAAUCGCUUGUGUAUCCCGAAUGCGCCACCUUGGCCUUGUGCCGGAUGCGGUUUCUUGGACUUCUGCGACAGCUGCAGCUGCUCGCAGCAGGGGGUGGCGCCGGGCGACCACCAUCGCCAGAGCUGGGUCCGAACAAAUCGAGGCCAAAACCGGUCCUUCUCCUUACGCUGCUGCAUCAAUUUCGGGAUUUGCCCGGAAUGGGCGCUGGGAGGAUGCGGUGCUGGUUGCGGACGAGAUUUGUCGUGAAGGUGACGGAGUGAGCGAUGCCGUGGUGAAUGGUGCCAUAAGCGCGUGUGCUGACGGGCGCCGCUGGAAUGUUGCACUGGCCCUGGCUGCCAAUUCAGCAAAUCGAAAACUUCAACCAUCGCUCAUAACUGUCAACACCGUGUUGAGUUCUUGCGGUGGUUCGUCCGUGUGGGACGGCGCCGUAGGAUGGUUACACAAUGCCCGAUGUACGGCCACCUUCAAUAGUUGGGAUGUUUUCACAUACAGUGCGUGGAUCUCAAGCUGUGCCGCGGCUGCUCUUUGGCAGGCGGCACUUCGCGCCUUGGCCCUUGCUCGCCAUGCCGCUGCCGUCUCAGUUGCCAGCCAGACAGCCGGGCUGUCUGCUUUCGGGUGUGCCCGGCAGUGGAGACGCAUGCUGGGCCUUCUUGCAGCGAGCGGGAUGCAGCCGGCUGCUGCUGGUAGCCUGGCUCCAGAAUGCGUGAAUGCUGCCCUUCAAGGCUGCUUCGACAGCCGGAGGUGGCCUGUGUCUCUAGACCUACUCACAGCUGCACAGAUGCUGCGUGUCGACAUCGAUCAGACGGGCUCAGCCUGUUUGAUCCGUACUUGUGGAGCGGCUUUGCUGUGGGUUGUGGCGAUGGACUUGCUGGACGCUUUGUGGCAUGUUUAUGCCUCCUUCGGUCCAUCUGUCUUGUUUACAGCCAAAGCCCUUGCAGAAACUCGUUUGUCCCCGGCCGUCGAAACAGCAAGCAACUAG
Molecule: messenger RNA, 1363 nt
Organism: Symbiodinium sp. CCMP2456
Lineage: Eukaryota; Dinophyceae; Suessiales; Symbiodiniaceae
Source: the annotation of a GenBank genome assembly